Molecule: messenger RNA, 1516 nt
Organism: Tachysurus vachellii
Lineage: Eukaryota; Metazoa; Chordata; Actinopteri; Siluriformes; Bagridae
Product: protein APCDD1-like
Exons: 5
Coding region: 1-1515 (504 amino acids)
Biological process (GO): negative regulation of Wnt signaling pathway
Cellular component (GO): plasma membrane
Molecular function (GO): Wnt-protein binding
Source: RefSeq, a predicted model, not a curated record
AUGUUUUUUUGCUACACGACGAGCACGACCAUCCUCCUCCUCCUCCUCUUCCUCCUGAGUGCUGGUUGGUGUGAAAAUUUGCCUCAUAAGUUGGUGAAGUUCACACCAGUACAGCUGGACAAGACUUACGGGAAGCUCUACAAACAUAAUCAAUGCCACUACAUGCUCAAACACCUUCAAGACGGAGAGCAGAUCAGUGUGCAAAUGCCUCCUGAUAUUGCUGGACGCUGGGUAUCUGAAAGCUGUGAAGUGAGAUCCGGACCAGAGUUCCUCACUCGAUCUUACCACUUCUUCUCAAACCACACCUUCCAGGCCCUUCAGUUCUAUUACAGGGACAACCACUGCACAAAGCCAAGCUACACACUCCUCAUCGAAGGCAGUCUGCACCCCCGUCAAGCAUCGUGGCUUGUCCGUGGAGGCACAGAGUCAGAGUACCAGCUGAGGCGAGUACUACUGGUUAGCCACAGCCUGCCAGUGGCCAAAGAUCUCCAGGUAAAACUGGAGAUGUCCUGUGGUCUGACAGAGAACCUGGAGCCAGAACUGAUCUAUGAGUUGUGGGUAGAGGGCUCUGAUCGUGACUGCACCCACGGCUUAGACUUCAGCAUGCAGGAGCUGCAGCUGUUACGCGUAGAGAGGCGCUUUCGGCCCAGCGAGACAGAUAGACAAGCGGAGGAGUUGUUUGUGGGUGAUGUGCACACAGAGCACACACAGAGGCGAAACUACAGGCCCAUAGGCUAUCAGCCCCCCCUGCAGAACGUCAAGACUUAUGACAACAGCUGUAUCGCCUGCCAGAUCAUCUCUGUAGGAGAUUUACAUCAUCCACCAGUUCUGCCAUCUCGGACUGACCACCCCCUGCGUCUCUACGGAAACUGGGUCAGUAAACGGUGUGAGGUUCGCCCAGGGGUGCUCUUCCUCACACGUCAUUUUGUCUUCCACAAGGAUAGCAACAUUUGGGAGGGCCAUUAUUACCACUACUCGGACCCAGUCUGCAGGCAUCCCACAUUCAGCAUCUCUGCUAAAGGACACUACAGCCCAGGCAUUCCCUCCACUAAAGUCAUAGGAGGCACUGAAUACACAUUCACAGUGACCCAGAUGAAGGUUACGCCAAUGGACGUGGCCACUACUUCUCUCCUGAAUGUCUUCAGUGGUGAUGAAUGUGGAAAACACGGCUCCUGGAAGCUGGGAGUCCAACAGGAUGUUACUCCAACAUCAGGCUGUGCUGCCCUAGGCAUACGUCUGCCUCACACUGAAUAUGAACUUUUCUACAUGGGACAAGAUUCAGCUGGACACCAUCUCCUCUUUAAUGGACAGAGACCUACAAAUGGCUCAAGUCCUGACCAGCCUUCCAGACGUGCCACAUCCUACCAGCCGCCAUUGAUCCACUGCAGCUCUGGACAGAAAGGUGUUGGAAAGGAGGGAAACCAUCAUUUCAGGCUUAGUAAUAGAUGGAACACACAGCCCCAGUACCUGGUAUAUACCCUCAUUUGGGUCACACUUUUCUUUUCAGUUAUAUAAG